UCGUCUGUGGGCGUCGGGCUGCGCGUCGGCCUGCAGCGCAGCGCAGACGGGAGCGCACGUGCAACUCCGUCAAGUCCGAAAACGUUUGGAGCGUUUAGCGGCGCGGGUCGUGCGGCGCCGUGAGCGCGCGCAUGGACCGGCCUUUCGGCCCGGGUGAAGAGAAUGCGAAGCGGGGAGCCGCGAACGCGCCGAGGACGCGACGGGAACCCGCAGCACGAGAUGCCCCGAGCGAUGAUGACGGCGCGCGACCUCCGAAAGCAGCAGCAGCGGCGGCGGCGGGUCCGGCGCCAGAAUAAGUGAGAGGCGCGCUCCCGCGGAAGCACAUCGUCCUUAUUUUGCAUCGUCAAGUUCGCUCCGGAGACGUCGACAUCAUGCUGACGGGGUCCAAAACCUUCUUCAGAGUGCGACAGAGCGUCCCGGACGUGAAGGACAGAAUACUGAGGUAUGGAGUGGUCGACCCGGAAGGCAAAAGCGCGGUCAGCCUGCACACCUUACCAGGGGAAUGUGUCUUGCAGAGGGCUACGCUCGUCAGGAAGAAGCUCUCGGUCAGAGGAGGAGGCGGCUGGCGGUCCGGCACUCUCUUCUGCACCCACUUCCGGGUGGCCUUUGUGCCCAAGGAUAGCCCGAAGCGUGACGAAAACACAGACCUUGUCUUUCUUGAGGACCAUGACGUGGCUCUGGCCUCCAUCGAGAAGGUGGUGGCUGUGGGAGCCUCUCGGACCAAAGUCGUGACGGCAAACUCCACCCUGAAGUUCGCCCCCGAGGAGCUGCUGCUCUACUGCAAAGACUUUCAGGUCUUCUGCUUCCUGUUUGACCGGCUGACCCCCGACACACAGGUCAUGGAGAUGACCUGUGCCAUUGCCAGAGCCUACCAGCCGCCACGGCCCGGAGCUGUCCUUGCCUUUCAGAACUCUGCCAUGGGAAGUGUGGAGAUGAAGCAGUUCCUCAGCAACCGCCAGCGGGACACAAGCAUGAACUGGUUUGAGGCAGCAGCCGACUGGGAGGCGGAGCUGGAGCGGACGGGGGCCGUCGGCUGGAGGGUCAGCGGGAUCAACGAGCGCUUUGAGAUGGCGGCCAGCUUGCCCAGGUUUAAUGUGGUCCCUCAGAAGGUUCUGGAUACUGAGCUGAAGAACACCUUUGCUCAUUUCAGUGAUGGACGCAUUCCUCGCUGGUGCUGGCGCCACCCCAGUGGGGCAGACCUCCUGCGGAUGGCCAGCUUCCAGAAUGACAUCUACCACGAGAGGGACGACGUCAGGAACCUGGAGGCCCUGGUGUUCGGGGGACAGCGCCAGUGCGUGAUAGUGGAGUUGGUAGAGGAGAUGCCUACGCCAGCAGACAUCCACGUGGCUCGAACCCGCCUGCGAGCACUGUGUCUGGGGGAUGUUUCCUUGCCGGUCGCUGUGCCAGAUGACAAAUGGUUGUCCACUCUAGAAGGAACUCAUUGGUUGGACCACGUCAGGUGCUGCUUGAGAAAGGCUGCCGAAGUGUCCCGUCUUCUCAGAGAGGGUCACCUCACGGUCAUCCUGCAGGAAGCGGACGACCGGGAUUUGAACUGUGUGGUGACCAGUCUGGUACAGGUCAUGUGUGAUCCGCACUGCAGGACCGUGACGGGCUUCCAGGGCCUGGUCCAGAAGGAGUGGGUCAUGGCCGGGCACCGCUUCCUCAACCGAUUCAACUAUCACCGCGACCGCGACAAGGAAGAGGCUCCAGUGUUCCUGCUCUUCCUGGACUGUGUGUGGCAGCUGUGGGCCCAGUUUCCCUCCCAGUUCCAGCUGACGGUGGACUACCUGCUGGCACUCCACGACAGCGUCCACCUGCCGCUCUUCAGCACCUUCCUGGCCAACUGCGAGCUGGAGAGGAGUCGACACACCAAGCACCUGCCACAGUGUUACACCCCUGUGAACGGCUGGAGGGAAGGGCUGCUGCCCCCCGGCCCCAACAGCCUGCUGGACCCCCCACUGCCCCCUGUGUGGGACUGGGCCCUGCAGUACAGCAUCUGCAAGAGGGCCUGCUUCAUACAGCCCAGACCCCCUGCUGCCCCACGUCCGCCCGUCCUCAAUGGGAACCUCAACCUGAGUAAGGUCACAGACAGAGCCUUGGGGUCCGUCUUCCUGCUGUCCCACGGAACGUUCUCCUGCCCCCCUCAGCUCCUGCCCUGGAGGGCAGGCGGGGGGGCGACCCCCUACAGGAAGAGCCACCGACGCGCCCCCUCCGCCGAAGAGUCCCCGGCUCCGGAGCGACUGCUCAGGGCCUGGAACCUGACGGACGCCUCGGCCCCCACACCGCACCAGGACCCUUGGGAGCCGCUGCUGCCCCUCCUGCUGGCACCCUGUGUGGGCCUGUGGAAGGAGUGCUACUUGCGGGGGGCGCUCCAAGCCCAGGCCUGCUGCCAGCCCGAGCUCACAUCUUGCCACCUGGUGGAGCAGCUGAGCCAGGAGGUUCAGCGGCUCAAGGAAGCGCUGGCGCCGCCAUCGGCCCCUAAAGCUGCCGAUUCUGGAGGAGAGCGGAGGGUCCAGUAGGCCACAUGCCAAACCCUGCUGGAACAUUGGCGCCAGGACCAUCCUCCGGUCCAACCUGUCGACACCACCUCUCCUUUCCAGGCACAGCCAAGGACCUGAAUAAAACCUUAACACGUCAGUAGAGAGUGCUGGUGAGCGGAGUCCUCUUCUCUGAACGUCCAAUCAGACGCAGGCUACACAAACACUGCUAUAACAACUCCUGUCCCACUGGCCCUUAGAGGCGCGUCAAGCGUGGACAAAGCAGAAAUUCCGUUGACGAAACCUGGGGUUCAGCGCUAUUGAUGCGAUCGGUGACGUGACCCAGAGAGGAGCGAAGGCUUAUGUUGCAUUCAACUUAAAAAAGCAAAAUGCAGAAGUGUACUGAAUUUCAUGAAGUUUCUCUUAUUUCCAAAUAAGGUGUCCUAUAUGUCAUCUCUGCUUUUAAUCAAGUGUGUUGAAAGCUUUCUCGUUGCGUUUAAGUUGCGUACUUGUAUGCGAUUCAUCGGAACAGGUGUGACGGAACCCAAGUUUGCUGUUAUGGCCCACACCAAUUUAAGAGCAUCUUCCUUCUCGUUCAGGUGUGUGAAGUGUGUGUGCUUUCGGAAGACAUUUCACACUGAGCGCAGUGUUUCGAGCACAGUCACUUACGGUCAUGGUGCAUCUUUUUUUUUUCUUUUAAAAAAAAAACCAGUGUCAGUAUCUUUACAGAGACCAAAUCCAGUGUGUGGGUCACCCUAAAAACCCCUGCACAAUAUUCUCAAACUACUCAGUGCAAGCGUGUGCAGUCAGAGUCCAGAUAAGUCUAUAUUUAUUAUCAUUAUCAUUAUUAUCAUCAUCAUCAUCUUGUGUGUUUUCUUUUCCUAAAAAAAAC
This is a messenger RNA of Scleropages formosus (Asian bonytongue), 3369 nucleotides long. RefSeq names its product myotubularin-related protein 11-like. Gene Ontology annotation, cellular component: membrane; cytoplasm. The record is from RefSeq and is a predicted model, not a curated record. Gene Ontology annotation, biological process: phosphatidylinositol dephosphorylation. The transcript has 17 exons. Lineage: Eukaryota; Metazoa; Chordata; Actinopteri; Osteoglossiformes; Osteoglossidae. The coding region runs from base 372 to 2519 and encodes 715 amino acids.